This is a messenger RNA of Caenorhabditis remanei, 1290 nucleotides long. RefSeq lists its product as uncharacterized. Gene Ontology annotation, molecular function: ATP hydrolysis activity; ATP binding; DNA binding. The record is from RefSeq and is a predicted model, not a curated record. NCBI's taxonomy places the organism in Eukaryota, Metazoa, Nematoda, Chromadorea, Rhabditida, Rhabditidae. Gene Ontology annotation, cellular component: nucleus. The coding region runs from base 1 to 1290 and encodes 429 amino acids. The transcript has 7 exons.
AUGGACGACGAAUACAAUGUACUGUCUACUGGAUUCGCCGAUGACGACGGGGAACUUCAAUAUCCAGAUGAUGACAGAGAGCCAUUAGCAGUGAUUUCAAACGGAGACACUGAAAAUCAAAGACUAUCAGAAGUCAGAGGGGCUCUUGAGGAAGUCGGCUUUGGAAGUCGUAAGCGACGUUUGAAUGACAUCGAAGAUGUAUUUGACAAGAAUGGUAGACGAACACAUCCGAUGGAUUGGCAUAUGAGAAUGGAGCCCGUGGCACCUGAUGUUGCUGAAAAGUCCCAGAUGAACGCCGCAAAACGAAGAGCUCUUGAGAGUUUGGAGCAGAAAAUUAACGAAGCUAUCGUGGAAGCAGAAGCUAUUAAAGAAAAUGAUCCAGAGAAUUUCGGAGCUGAUGGAGAACAGACAAUUUAUUCCCUAUGCGAACAAGAAAUGUCAAGAAGAUAUCACAGGAGAAAGGAAGUCAUGAAGAAUCCUCCAACUGACGGCUCCCCUUGGAUCGGUGUCAGCGACGUUCUCAGAGGCCAACGUUUUUAUAUUCGAACUUUCCGUGAAGAUCGUUCUUCUGUUCCGCUGGUAGAAGCUAUCACACAACAAGCUACGCGUUCUCGAGUUGGUUAUCGAGCAUUCCAAGCAAUUUGCGAAGAAGCAGAAAAUAUUCGAAAAGAGAAAGAACAGAAUUGUGUGAAGCAACAAGAGUUAGAAUUUUCUCGAAUGCUCGAAGAAUCAUCUGAACUGGAAACAAUGACAACAUCACAUGUCGAAUCUUCACUGUGGGUUGACAAAUACAAAGCAAAAAACUUCUCGGAUUUGUUAUCAGAUAAUACUGUGAAUCGGAAUAUUUUGGCAUGGCUGAAAAUGUGGGAUGAAUGUGUUUUCCAUAGAAAAGUUGAUGAUCUCCUGUCAAGUCUCGGUGAGAAAGAACGAGAGGUACUUCAAAUGGAUAACGGAAAGAUAAGGCGACCUUUAUCGAAAAUGUUGCUUAUUUCUGGACCAGCAGGUCUUGGAAAAAGUACUCUGGCUCGAGUUGUGGCCCGACAAGCAGGAUAUGCAACAAUUGAUGUUAACGCAAGUGACGCUCGAACAGUCGCAGAUCUCAAUAAAGUACUGGAAGGAGCUGUAAAGACUUCGCGAACACUGGACGCUGAUCAAAGACCAGCCUGCUUAAUUCUUGAUGAAAUUGAUGGAACUCCGAUUGACACGAUUCGACAUUUAGUUCGGUGUUUGCAAGCAACUGGAAAGAAAGCGGUGCGACGCCCAAUUAUUGGUAUUUGCAAUAACUUGUGA